Messenger RNA from Cylicostephanus goldi, 420 nucleotides. The record is from the annotation of a GenBank genome assembly. NCBI's taxonomy places the organism in Eukaryota, Metazoa, Nematoda, Chromadorea, Rhabditida, Strongylidae.
AUGAACAUAAAGGUAGUCGAGAUAGAUGAAGUUAUGGUGAACAUUUCAAGAAAAUGGUUCGGAUUAAACCCAGACGGUAGACAAAGGGUCAUAAUCGAAGAUGGAGCUGAGUUUGUGAGAACAGCGGUGCGAGAGGAGCGUCGAACAUACAAUGUCAUAUAUCUUGAUGCAUGUACAGUAUCAAGAAAUGGGACGUUGAAUUGUCCCCCUGAUAACUUUUUGUCUCUGGAAGUCGUGUCCAAUUUCCGAGAAUUAUUGAACGAUAGAGGGAUACUGAUUAUACAUGUGAUGUCUGACUCAGAUCUCAAGGAUGCAGCCAUCAGGGUAAGUUUUGGGCUUAUGCGUUCAUUAUUUCACGUACACAUUGUGGCAGGCAAACGUACAAAACCUUCAUUUAUCUUCGGUAGCGACAUGCUCUGA